Molecule: messenger RNA, 285 nt
Organism: Pestalotiopsis fici W106-1
Lineage: Eukaryota; Fungi; Ascomycota; Sordariomycetes; Amphisphaeriales; Sporocadaceae
Product: 60S ribosomal protein L37
Exons: 4
Coding region: 1-285 (94 amino acids)
Biological process (GO): translation
Cellular component (GO): ribosome; cytosolic large ribosomal subunit
Molecular function (GO): structural constituent of ribosome; RNA binding
Source: RefSeq, a predicted model, not a curated record
AUGACCAAGGGAACUUCCAGCUUCGGAAAGCGUCACAACAAGACGCACACUCUGUGCCGUCGAUGUGGUCGCCGCUCUCUGCACGUCCAGAAGCACACCUGCGCUUCCUGCGGCUACCCCGCUGCUAAGACCCGCAAGUACAACUGGAGCGAGAAGGCCAAGCGCAGAAAGACCGUCGGUACUGGCCGCAUGCGAUACCUCAAGGAUGUCUCCCGCCGCUUCAAGAACGGAUUCCAGACCGGUGUUCCCGCUGGCUCGAAAGGCCCUGGCUCCCUGAAGGCAUAA